GUUCCAACCAGACAACAUGAUCACCCACAUCGUGCAAUUGCAAUUCAAGUCUUCGACGAGCCCCGACCGGGUUGAAGAAGUAUGCAACAAUCUGGUCGCGCUGAAGGACAAGUGUCUUCAUCCGACCACCCAGACGGCAUACAUCAAGUCCUUCCGAGCCGGGAAACAGAAUUCGCCCGAAGGGCUGCACAACGGCAUCACUCAUGUGUUCGUCAUGGAGUUCGAGUCCGAGGAAGACCGCGAGUACUACCUGAACAAGGACCCCGAUCAUCUAGCCUUCGUCAAGGGGGGUCUGGGCGCCGACAUUGAGAAGGCGCAGGUAGUCGAUUUUACGAACGGCGUCUUUUAGAUUUCCCGGGCGCCCCCUACCGUCUCCCACCUCAAAUGGCAUGGUAGUAAGCCGGGAGAUGGCCCGCGCGGCCCGCGCGGCCGGGGGGAUGGGGGGAAUGUUGACUGCACGGACUGCAAGACCCGACCUGGACCUGGUCGUGUAAAUAGAUAAUUCUUCGAGCAUGUGCUGAUAAGCGAAUUGAUGUUUCGUGGACAUCUAAUCAUUGACUUGAUUUCAUUCGCUAUAUUCUGAUUCGGCGCUUGAAACCCCGCUGCAGGUGACUCGGCCGGAGUGAGUCCUUACCGUGUACCGACCAAAUCAAUUGGAUACAUAAAAACCGGCGACACCAAUCGUCAAGUGCGAAACGAAAUUGCUACGGGUUG
Molecule: messenger RNA, 714 nt
Organism: Aspergillus aculeatus ATCC 16872
Lineage: Eukaryota; Fungi; Ascomycota; Eurotiomycetes; Eurotiales; Aspergillaceae
Product: Dabb family protein
Exons: 3
Coding region: 17-349 (110 amino acids)
Source: RefSeq, a predicted model, not a curated record